AUGCUGAAGCCAAGUGGAUUGAAAAUCCCAGGGAGGGGAGCCAAGCAUUCCAGCCCAGUGGGAAGAUCUUCAGCCGGGUCCGGGGUUACUAGCAGUGCUGGUUCUAAAGAAAGCUCCCCUCUUCAUAAACAAGGUUCUACAUCAUCUGUUGGUGCAGAAAAAACUGGAUCAAAAAUCACUGAAGUGGGCGAUGAGUUCCUAGGAGAUUAUGUGGUUGGCGAACGUGUGUGGGUCAAUGGAGUUAAGCCUGGAGUAGUACAGUAUUUAGGAGAAACCCAGUUUGCCCCAGGCCAGUGGGCAGGUGUGGUUCUUGAUGACCCAGUAGGAAAAAAUGAUGGAUCUGUUGGUGGAGUGCGCUACUUUGAAUGUCCGUCACUGCAAGGAAUAUUUACAAGACCAUCCAAAUUGACUCGCCAGCCUGUGGCAGAUGGUGGAGGAAGUGAUUCACAUUCAGUGGAAUCUUUGACAACGCAAAAUUUGUCUUUGCAUUCUGGAACUGCCACACCACCCUUAACCACUCGAAUUGUGCCAUUACGAGAAAGUGUGCUGAACAGCACUAUGAAAACAGGAAAUGAAUCUGGAUCCAACCUUUCGGACAGUGGGUCAGUGAAAAAGGGGGACAAGGAUCUACGGCUUGGAGACCGUGUUCUGGUUGGUGGAACAAAGACGGGCGUUGUUCGCUAUGUUGGAGAGACAGAUUUUGCAAAGGGAGAAUGGUGCGGAGUGGAACUGGAUGAACCACUGGGAAAGAAUGAUGGAGCUGUUGCUGGCACCAGGUACUUUCAGUGUCCACCAAAGUUUGGCCUAUUUGCUCCUAUCCACAAAGUGAUCCGCAUUGGUUUUCCAUCUACAAGUCCUGCUAAAGCUAAGAAAAGCAAAAGGAUGGCAAUGGGAGUGUCUGCAUUGACUCACAGUCCCAGCAGCUCCUCCAUCAGCUCAGUGAGCUCUGUGGCAUCUUCUGUAGGAGGCAGACCCAGUAGGAGUGGCCUGCUCACAGAAACAUCGUCUCGCUACGCACGGAAAAUCUCUGGUACAACUGCACUUCAAGAGGCCCUGAAAGAAAAGCAGCAACACAUUGAGCAAUUAUUGGCUGAAAGAGACCUGGAAAGAGCUGAGGUAGCUAAAGCCACCAGUCACAUCUGUGAAGUGGAGAAGGAGCUUACACAUUUGAAAACACAACAUGAAAAGUAUAUUACAGAGGCAGAAGGAAAUCUACAGAGGGCUUGCGCUAUGGUAGAAACAACACAGAAAGAAAAAAUUGAUCUGCUUAACCAACUAGAAGAGGAAAAAAGGAAAGUAGAAGACCUCCAGUUCAGAGUGGAAGAGGAAUCCAUUACAAAGGGAGAUCUUGAGACACAGACGCAGUUGGAGCAUGCCCGAAUUCGGGAGCUCGAGCAGAACCUACUGUUUGAGAAGGCAAAAACUGCAAAGCUUCUCAAAGAAUUUGAGGACCAGAGGUUAACAACAGUAGCAGAGCAAACCAGAAUUCAGCAGCUGGAAGAGGAACUGAGCCUUCGUCGCAAUGAGAUUGAAGACCUCCAAAACUGUUUAAUGAACUCCGGUCAGUCAGAGACACCUGAACAUAAUAUUGGACUGCAAACCGAGGCUUUGCGGCUACGAGAUCAGCUUCUGUCUGCUAGUAAAGAGCACCAAAAAGAGAGUAGCCAGCAGAGAGACAAGUAUGAAAAGAAUAUAAAAAGAUACCAACAAGAGAUUGAGAAAUUGAAGACCUCAAAUGAGAAGUAUGUCCAGGAAAUUGGAGAGUUGAAGAAAAAACUGGAACAGGCCACAAAGGAAAACAUAGGCAUGAUGGACAGUUGGAAAUCUAAAUUGGACAGCUUAGUUUCUGAUCAUCAGAAAUCAUUGGAGGACCUAAAAGGUUCUCUGGUUACCAGCCCAGACUCACAACAUAAAGAAAUAGUGGAGCUUAAAGCCAGCCUUGAAAGCCUUAAAAUGGAGCAUCAACUGGAACAUGAAAACCUGAAGGCUAAAAAUGAGAUAGAAAUUGCAGUCCAUGUCAAGGAAAGGGAGAGCCUGAAAAUCAAACUCCAAGAGGUUAAAGAUGAAGUAGAGGAAGUAAAUAACAACUGGAGAUCACAAUUAGAAGCAAAAACCAACCAACACCUCAAAGAGCUCCAGGACAUUAAAGACAAAUACCGAGAAGGAGAACAACGAGUAUGUGAGCUAGAGAAGCUUCAUGCAGGGUACAACGAUCAGACACAAGCCAUAGCUUACCUUAAGGAGCAGAUUUCUGUUGCCGAAAACAAAAUGCAGGACUAUGACAUGCUUCAGAAAACAGACACAAGAAACAAGCAAGAGAUUCAAAGAUUACAGGAGAAAAUACUUGUUACAGAAAACAAACUACAAUCAAUGGAGGCUAUUCAUUCUUCACAAAAUGCUAAUAUGAUUGAAACAAAUGAAAUGUCUGAAGAAAAAAUAAAAACGAAAAAGACAAUAGAAGAUUUACAGCUGAAGCUUAACAAACGAGACAGAGAAGUAUCCUCUAUGUCUACACAUAUCGAAUCACUUAGGGCUCAAAUCAAUGCACUGGAGAGUAAAUGUAAAUCAGGAGACAAGAAGAUGGAUUCAUUAGUAAAGGACAAUAAGAAGCUAGAAGUGGAACUAGAAGCUUUUUCUAGGAAAUCUCAUGAUGCAUCAGGCCAGUUUGUCUUGAUCAGCCAAGACUUGCUAAAAAAAGAAAGAAGUCUCAAUGAGCUGAGAGCUUUAUUACUUGAAGCCACUCGGCAUUCACCAGGACCUGAGAAAGACCUAAGUCGGGAGGUCCAUAAGGCAGAUUGGAGAUCAAAAGAACAAAAAUUAAAAGAAGAAAUCAAAGUACUUAGAGAAAAAUUAACGGCUUUGGAUAAAGAGAAAGCAGGAACAGAUCAAAGGAGAUACUCAUUAAUAGACCCAUCCACAGAGUCGGAAGUUCUGAAGUUGCAACACCGUUUGGUUAGCACAGAAGAUGCACUUCGAAUAGCUCUAGACCAGGGUCAUCAAAUGGAUAAACUAAUGGAGGCCAUGAGAAGCAGUGCUGAAAAGUCUCAGGUAUAG
Staurois parvus is the source of this 3054-nucleotide messenger RNA. NCBI's taxonomy places the organism in Eukaryota, Metazoa, Chordata, Amphibia, Anura, Ranidae. The record is from the annotation of a GenBank genome assembly.